Thalassophryne amazonica is the source of this 4617-nucleotide messenger RNA. It is a transcript of the gene ubtd1b, whose product is annotated as ubiquitin domain containing 1b. NCBI's taxonomy places the organism in Eukaryota, Metazoa, Chordata, Actinopteri, Batrachoidiformes, Batrachoididae. Bases 480 to 1208 code for a protein of 242 amino acids. Gene Ontology annotation, molecular function: protein binding. The record is from RefSeq and is a predicted model, not a curated record. The transcript is spliced from 4 exons.
CGAUAGUUCAGGUCCAAGAGGUCGAGUCUGUUUUGAGUUUGGAACGGAACCAUCACCAUAAAUAAGUUAGCUGGUUAAAAAUCAGGGAGAAAGCGUCGAAGAAUUUUAGUUGUACGUUUGCGGACCUAUUUGGGAGAAAAUUAACUUUCCGGAGAAGCAACUAGGCGUGCGCUGAAGUUUGUCUUCAGUGUUAGCUAGCAGGCUGGACCUGUGUUAGCUUGUAAUGCUGGACAUCAAGACCGAGGUAACUUAACGGUUACAUGUUAACGGAUUCUUAAACUGACGACGUUAUUUUGGGUUUCCGUCUCGAAGACGAGCUACACUGACACGGAAAGACAAACACUUUUGAAGCCGCUGUCUUACAAAAAAAAAGUACCUGUCCAAACGAGCAGUUCUCGACCUGCUCGGACCCGGAUCACCGUCUUCGUUCCUGAUGGGCCCCCCGAUCAGCUAGUGAUUACCACCAGCAGCCUGCUAACAUGGGAGGAUGUGUCGGGAGAUACAUGGAUGGAUGGGAAGACCCGCAAAGGCACGGCUCGUCCAGGAACGGUGGACGAGGAGGACGCAAUGAGCCUCUGAAAAAAGACCGUCCCAAGUGGAAGAGUGAUUAUCCGAUGACGGAAGGCCAGCUGCGAAGCAAACGUGAUGAGUUCUGGGACACGGCGCCAGCCUUUGAAGGCCGCAAAGAGAUCUGGGACGCCCUUAAAGCUGCCGCGGUGGCUCUGGAGUGCAACGACCACGACCUGGCACAGGCCAUAGUGGACGGAGCCAGUAUCACACUGCCACACGGUAGUCUGACGGAGUGCUACGACGAACUUGGUAAUCGCUAUCAGCUGCCCGUGUACUGUCUGGCUCCACCUGUAAACCUCGUCUCGGAGCACAGCGACGAAGAUCGCAGUGACAGCCCAGAACCCCCCUCGUCACUGCGGAAGGACUUCCUGCUCAAGGUACGACUGUCCACCGGAAAGGACCUGCGCCUCAGUGCCAGCAUGGCCGACACCAUAGGGCAGCUGAAGAAGCAUCUUCAGGCGCAGGAGGACAUCAAUGCCGCCCACCAACGCUGGUUCUUCUCUGGCAAGCUUCUGACGGACAAGAUGCGUUUGCAAGACACUAAGAUCCAGAAAGAGUUUGUUAUCCAGGUCAUUGUCAACCCACAUGACUCCAAACGUUCAGCUGCGACCCCCGCCUCGUCCCCUUCUUCUGACUAACUGAGACUAGGAAUAGCUCUGCUUUUUGAGAACACCAGUUGGGGGCAGUCACACAACAGCGGCACUCUUAGUAGCGCCGUUCAGCACACUAACUCUCUAGAAACCCUCCUGUGACCAAAAGCACAACUUAUCAGGGUGCCGUGUGAUUUUUAUCGGUGCACGUAUCUCUGCGCACACGCAGAGCCGUUUGUCUGCACUCGUGUCAGCUAAAUGUCAACAGGAACGCCUCAGCGGUGUUGGACCUUGCCGUAAACCACGGCUCUGCGUUUGUCUGGGAUGCAUCAUGGACACUAGGUCCUGAAAAGGAUGAGACUUUCUUCUUUCAUUUAUUGAGGAAAUGAUGGAAACUGAGCUUUUUUGCACAUUUUGAUGAUUAUUACUAUAUAUUUGUGAUAAUUUGUGUGCCUUCUACAAACCGAAAAGGGUUAAUGUGAUGUCCUGACACACGCUUGGCUACAAAUCUAUUUUUAUAGAGUCGAGAAUUGACAUCCAGGCUGUAACUGCUGCCUUUUUAACGAUUUCAUGCACAAUCUGUGUGUGUGCACGUGUGAGUGCGAAUGAAUAUAUGACCCACAGCUUAUGUUUCACUUCCGUUACAUGUGUAAAAACAGGCUGUUCUUCCUGUUGAUCUCAUGGUUUCUGUGUGGAUAUUCCAGUCUUAAUUGCUGCAUUAAAUGACCACUAGGGGGCAGGAAUAUUCUAAAACAGUCCUACAGCAACACAGGCCUGAUGGACUGUAAGCUCGUUUUUGGAUAUAUAUAUUUUUUUUAAUCAUUACAAGAUGAAUGUAAAAAUGUUUUUAAUUCAUUAUUUGGAAAUUAGGAAAGCUGUCAUGGUGGCUUGCAGUCUUUUUUCUUCUUCUUCUUCUUCUUCUUUUUUGGUCACCAAUCACCUGUUUGUUUCCCUGUCUGUGUUUUCUGGAUGAUUUGUGUUUGCUGGAAACGUCUUUAUUCCUGUUUAAUUUGACCCCUGAGGGUUUAAUUGUACAGAACGGUGACAAAACAAGAAUCUAAAGUGUGUAAAUUGUGAAAUGCUGUGGUUGUGGGUGUCGUGGAUCUGAAGCUGAAGAACAUUUACAUGGGGGCGAGGGGGGUCAAAUGAUAUCAGAAAUAUUGAUGUUCCUGAAAUUGUGACGUCAGUGUUUUCAUUUAUAAGUCUUGACUUUCACUUGUAAAGCUGAACUUGGAUUAAAGUUGAUGUAUUUGUUGAUAUAGAUGUUAGGUUGCACUGUGUGACCAUCGGUUUAGGGUCGAGCAGCUUGGAGUUGUAUUUGACGAUCAUCUUGAGCUUUGUUAAUCUCAGCGCUCAGUUUUUUCAAAUCAUAUGGUCACAGAUGCAAUAAAUCAGAAAAGUACUUGAGCCACAGCUAAAAGUUUACUUAAAAAAAAUUCUAUUCACUCUUGAAACGUAUCAUAGAAAUCAUGUUAUUUUUGAGCCUCCUUUUGAUUUCAUUUACCAGUGGGUCAUUUGGGGGAAUUUUUUUUAUCCUUAAUUAUUAUGUGCAAACUUGAAAAGAAGAAAAAAGUUUAUCUAUGUGCAAUACAAUCCAUCUUGUGUAUCAUUUUUUGCUGUUAAAAGCACCAGCUCUGACGAUUGUUAGUGUGUCAAAGUAAAUGUAAAAUUUGCUGAAAAUCUGACACCUCAGGUGGAUAAAUUGCCACAAUCUUCUUCCAUGGUGUCCCGUUGGCGUUGGCCAACUGUUUAACAAGUAAGGAUUCAAAGUAAACUUGAAUUGCAAUGUCCUUUGAACUUUUGAAGAGAGACUGCCAUCUGGUGGGUUUAGGAGAAAGAAGUGGGGCUUCCUGUGGCCAUCACUAAUGUAUGGUGCAGCUUCUCAGCAGAAUUUUGGUUUCUCACAGUUAUUCUGGAGUCUUGUUUAAUGUUGUCGAUACCAAACCCCCAUCUUCCUUGCCGCUACCACAUAAUAACUGGUUCAGUUUCUUUCUUGUUUCUAACCCAGGUCCGUUGAUCAGUUUUGCCACCUUGCAUAUCAACUCAUAUUUCCUCUUAGUUUCUAAUGGAACCAUUUCAGUGGUAGCAUAGGAAUCCCAUUUGUGAUCGUUGUUGAUUGUUGCUGUUAUUUUUGUUUGUAACCAGAACCAAAUAUUUUGAGUUCUGAAACCAGGUUAUUUGCAUAAGCGGCCUCCUCGUGACGGUUUGUAUCUGUUACGAACACUGUGUUGGUGAGCACUGUCGUAAUUAUUAAGUUGUGUUUGUACGUUGGUUUUGAUUUGGGUUGGGGAAGAACUGCAUAAUCACAAAACAUCCAGCAGAGAAGAUGAUCUGCACCUAAGUGCAGGUUAAGUACAGUCGUUUGUUACAUUGGAACCACCUGCAGUCAGAAAGCUCCAAAUGAUUGAACUCAUUUUCCUAAAAACACCCAGGAAACCUGUUGGAAAUGUCUUCAUUCUGUUCCUGUGUGAUUUCCACCUCUACCCUACCUGUUGUAGCCAAAAACGUGAUAGCGUCGUAUGACAUUUUAAAAUUUCAUCCGUUCUGAUUUAAAAAAAAAAGUAUAUUAAAGUACCUUUUUUAAGAAUUGAGUAAGGCAACAAUUGACAAGUAUUCUGUUGAUUAAAUGGGCGAACUGUUUUAGAUAAGCACACUGUCCUCGAGAUGUCCGUCUGUGUCUUUGUCCAUUUGAUUCCAAUGACUCUUCACGUUACAGAGCAUCAGGAACAGUCCAGGUAGCAUCUGACUGUGCCACCAGUCGAUCAGAAACCAGUCCAAAUAUACCUGGGUUGAGGGUUCUAUAUGUUCAGCUGAGGCCUUGUCAUUAUGUAUUCUUAUGACUUAGAGAUGGAAUUAUUUUCCAUGUAAAGGAGAUUAUUUUGUCAUAAGGGGUUGUCAUAAGCCAUAAGGGGUUGUUGAUUGAUGUCAAAUGUCCACAGUACCUGGGUAUUAAUGGGGUCCUUUUGUAAAUGUGUCAGCAAGCUAAGAAACUUUUGCUUUAUAAAUAUAUAUUAAGGUUUAUGUCUGAAAAUAGUCAGGGAUGUAUCCUAUUAUUAAAACAAAUGAAUAAAUUAAAGAAACUCGAGUUUAAGAAACGUCGAAUUUCUAACUGUACCUUUUUAAUUGAGGAGCUGCUCCUUGCCACACCCCUUCCGUUGAAGGGCGUGGCAUAUGUCGCAGUCUAAAAUGAGCCAAUUCAAGUAUAAGUUGUUUCUACAGGGGAAGUGUUUAGCAUUCAGGGAUUGAGGAUAUUGAAUAUGAAACCCUCGACCAUGUAUAAGGUUUUUUUUUAAAGGGUAUUUUUAUCAUCUAGAUGCAAAUUUUUCAAAGUUGAUAUCAAAAAUGGUCCUCAAGAUCCAGUUUCUUUGUGAUUUAAACUGUUUAAAAAUGUUUGUAACAUUUGAUGUGCAGAUUAAAAAAAUGUUUUUAAAUUGUUGAAUAAAUUCACUUUAUUGUA